GCCAUACAGAGAGAAGUACCGGAAAGUCUGAGCCGACACCCUCUUUCUACUGAUUGCCAGUCUAACCGAUCGCCAGUUCAGCUGAUUAGCUGGUGAACUGAUUGCCAGUCCAACUGAUUACUAAGCUGAAUUGAUUGCCACUUGAGAGAUCUGCAAGAUGAGCACGCUCAGAGAGAUAUGCUCUGGGUUGCCCCUGGACCCUCUGCCUCCGCCCAGGUCGAGGAACCCCAAAAUUGCCCACGCUCCCAAUAGAAGUGCUCCGCUCACAUCGGAAGAGACCGAGACGGCCCUCAAGAAUGCUCUACGGUAUUUCCCUCAGACACUUCAUGAAACGCUUGCGCCGGAGUUCGCGCAGGAGCUUUCGGAUUACGGCCACAUCUACAUGUACCGCUUCGUGCCCACCAUUGCCAUGAAGGCGUACCCGAUCCACGAGUACCCGGCCAAGACGAAGCAAACCGCCGCCGUGAUGCUCAUGAUCAUGAACAACCUGGAUCCGCAGGUGGCUCAGUUUCCCGAGGAACUGGUCACCUACGGCGGCAACGGACAGGUGUUCUCCAACUGGGCACAGUUCUGGCUGGUGAUGAACUACCUGUCCAAGAUGGACGAGUCGCAGACGCUGGUCAUGUACUCGGGCCACCCUCUCGGCGUGUUCCCGUCACCCCGGCCAAGUCCUCGAGUGGUCAUCACCAACGGAAUGGUCAUCCCGAACCACUCUUCGCGCGAGGACUACGACCGCAUGUUCGCCAUGGGAGUCACCAUGUACGGGCAGAUGACUGCGGGCAGCUAUUGCUACAUCGGGCCGCAAGGAAUUGUUCACGGAACAACGAUCACUGUGAUGAACGCUGGACGCAAGUAUCUCAAGAUCGACGACCUCAGAGGAAAGAUCUUCGUGUCAUCUGGUCUCGGGGGCAUGAGCGGUGCCCAGGCGAAAGCAGUCGUUAUCGCAAACGGCAUUGGAGUCAUCGCAGAGGUUUCCCGGGAGGCCACCUACAAACGUCACCGGCAGGGUUGGUUGAAUGAGGUCGUCGAGGACAUUGAACAACUGAUCAAGAGAAUGAAAAAAGCAAAGGCAGCGAAGGAGAGCGUGAGCAUCGGUUACCUUGGAAACGCCGUUACUAUGUGGGAGCGUCUAGCGAAGGAGCUGGAGAACACAGGCGAGCUGCUUGCCGACUUGGGAUCAGACCAAACGUCCUGCCACAACCCCUUCAACGGUGGAUACUACCCUGUGCAGCUUAGUUAUGAGAAGGCAAACGCCAAGAUGAAAGAAGACCCAAAGACCUUCAAGAUGCUCGUGCAGGAAAGCCUUCGGCGACAAGUGGCAGCCAUCAACAAGAUGGCGAAGAAAGGCAUGGCCUUCUGGGAUUACGGCAACGCCUUCCUCCUCGAAGCCUCUAGGGCAGGCGCUGACGUCGGCCACGACGGCAUCAAGUUCCGUUACCCGUCCUAUGUUCAGGACAUCAUGGGGGACAUCUUCUCCCUGGGCUUCGGACCAUUCAGGUGGGUUUGCACCUCGGGGUCUAAGGAAGACUUGGCGCUGACGGACAAACUGGCCACUUCCGUGCUCAAGACCCUGCUAAAUACAAACGUGCCUGAGCACGUGAAGCAGCAGUACAAGGACAACAUCAGGUGGAUCGAGAAAGCGGGCGAGCACCAGCUGGUGGUCGGCUCCCAGGCGCGGAUCCUCUACUCGGACAAGACGGGCAGGACGCAGAUCGCCCUCGCCUUCAACCUCGCCGUUAGGGAAGGGCGGCUCAAGGGGCCAGUCGUGAUCAGCCGCGACCAUCACGACGUUAGCGGCGCCGACAGCCCGUACAGAGAGACAUCGAACGUGUACGACGGAUCAGCCUUCACUGCAGAUAUGGCGGUCCAGAACUUCGUAGGAGACGCUUUCAGAGGAGCGACGUGGGUUGCACUUCACAACGGCGGAGGCGUUGGCUGGGGUGAAGUCAUCAACGGAGGAUUUGGCUGUGUCCUCGACGGAACCAAGGAGGCGGACAGUCGCGCGACGACGCUUCUCUCCUGGGACGUCAACAACGGGGUAUGUCGCAGAAGUUGGUCGGGCAACAAGUACGCCUAUGAGACUAUCCAGCGAGCUAUGAAGGAUGACCCGGCUUUGUUGGUGACACUGCCAAAUGAAGCAAACGACGAACUCAUUAAGAAAUUGGUCGGAAGGAAGAAAAACGUGGGAGCAGGCAACUUUAGCAUUGGCCAUUGCUUUCGAGCGUGCAUUUAA
Molecule: messenger RNA, 2233 nt
Organism: Dermacentor andersoni
Lineage: Eukaryota; Metazoa; Arthropoda; Arachnida; Ixodida; Ixodidae
Product: urocanate hydratase-like
Biological process (GO): L-histidine catabolic process
Molecular function (GO): urocanate hydratase activity
Source: RefSeq, a predicted model, not a curated record